GCACCGUACCCUCGCCCACAAAUAUAGAACAUGCACCACAUAGUUCCCUUUUCCUCUUGAACAUUUACUGAACAAAGACAUUUUUCUUCAAUAUUUUAUUUAUCGAGUAUUUAUGCCUAUUGCGAACAGUAGCUUAAUGUUUUUGCGUAAUAACAAAAAAAUGUCAAACAAUAAACCUGAACUGACACCUUGGGUAUGCUUUUAUGAAAAUACACUGUACAAUUCGGCUACUACCCUUGAAUAAUGUAUUGAACAAUUGUACUUUUUUUUCUUGAGCGUCGAGGCCUCUAUUCAUUUGAAAAGGCUUAUUGGACUGUAACUAAUAACGCAACAAAGUUUGGGAAGAUGGAAGUACUCGUUGUCCAGUUGUUAUGAGGUUGUAAUCGCCUACUUUGUCUUUCGCUUGCAACACUGUUGAGAAACAGAAGUCCGCUGUGCCAGGUUUCAGGCAGCCCUAAAGCCUUGUCUUACACUGCCAUGUCAGACACAGAUAACACAAGGGAAAAACCUCACUGUUGAUAUGAAUUCCACAAGUCUUAUACCUUUAUGGAUGUUAGUUUUUUUUAAUGCAUUGGUCUGUUCUUUAUUCAAACCGCACGCCACCCACGGAUAUAACCACGGGGGACUGCGGGUUUUGAGUCAACCCACGCAUCACCAGUGUGUGGAGUGUGUGUGUGUGCUGAAUACUGAUGUGUGUGUGGUUUUCUCCCGGCAGUCUGUCGGACCAUGAGCUGUUCUCAGGUCAGUUUGGAGGUUUGGACUCUGGCUUCAACAGUGUGGACAGCGGCAGCAAGAGAUGGUCUGGGAACGAGUCUGCAGACGACUUCUCAGAGCGGUCCCUGCGUAUGGCUGAGCUCACCAGAGAUCAGAGGAACCUGGAGGAGGAGGUGGAGGACGACUCUUCUCUCACAGAGACCCCAGACACGGUGAAUGGGGAGGCCAAGCGGGUGGAUUUCAUAGACCGCAGGGGCACCGAGGAGAAAGAAGACUGCAGGGCGAAUCGUCCCGCUCCCCCCCUCACAGCGCCCCCGCAGGAGAACACAGCGGAAUCCUCACCACCACCCCAAACACAAGACUCUUCUAGAAGCAGGUAAGACACACACACACACACACACACCCCACAGGAGGUUGGUGGCACCUUAAUUGGGGAGGACGGGCUCUUGGUAAUGACUGGAGUGGAAUCAAUGGAAUGAUAUCAACAACAUCAAACACGGUUUCCAUGGUUUCCAUUUGUUUGAUGCCA
This is a messenger RNA of Oncorhynchus masou masou (cherry salmon), 1243 nucleotides long. RefSeq names its product leucine-rich repeat and calponin homology domain-containing protein 4-like. The record is from RefSeq and is a predicted model, not a curated record. Bases 690 to 1094 code for a protein of 134 amino acids. Lineage: Eukaryota; Metazoa; Chordata; Actinopteri; Salmoniformes; Salmonidae. The transcript has 4 exons.